Molecule: messenger RNA, 616 nt
Organism: Diabrotica balteata
Lineage: Eukaryota; Metazoa; Arthropoda; Insecta; Coleoptera; Chrysomelidae
Source: the annotation of a GenBank genome assembly
AAACAGAAGAAAUUGGGGUUAAGUUUUAAAUGUUUAAAAUUUAACAUGAAUUCUUUACGGCAACUUUUAUCAAAAAACCAUAUAACAUCUAGCUUGUGUCGGACUUUCUCUGCUGUUUCCUCUGCAGGUAAAGAAGUUUCUGCAAAUGAACCUGAUAAAUUAUAUAAAUUUGUAGAGUUAGAACUUCGAGGCAAUGAUCCUGCUGUUUUGAAAAGCUUUUCUAAGUUUGCAGUAACUACAGGAAACCACUUAGAUAUCAACACCAAGUCGUGGACACUACGAAAACCCAAUCAUGAAAGGUAUACAGUUUUAAAAUCUGUACAUAUUUAUAAGAAACACAGAGUGCAAUAUGAACAUAGAACAUAUUACUCAUUUGUCCAAUUUAAACAUCUAACAGGUUCAACAGCAGACACCGUUUUGGAAUAUAUAGAGAGGAAUUUGCCUGAAGGGGUUGCCCUAAAAGCUACCAAGGUUGAAAUACAACAAAUACCUGAAUAUUUAGUACCACCCGAGGAAAUAAAAGAGAAGAAUCAAGAGGUCAAAUAAGUGUAAUAAUUUAGAAUUAGUUUAGUAAAAAAUGAAAAAGUACUAAGAUUUUUUUAUUACUCCAUAUCCA